CAGGUCGAGUGACGACAGCGACCGGCACCCGUGAUUAAACAAAAUGUUCUGACGACACAGCGGACACAUAUCUGUCUGUCUGUCUGUCUGUGUGUGUUUGCAUCAAUCACCUGCAAGGGGGCGAGCUGUUCACUCGGGGGCAGCCUCAUCCUGCCGAUGUCUUGGAGCUGCGACAGGGGACCCGGCUGCCCCGCUGCGGCCACGCGGAUGCAGUUGAAGACUACAAUCUUGUAGACGCUCGUCGACGGGACGCAGUAGCACUUCAGACGCGUCGAGUGUUGGAGAAAGGGGCCGAGUGCCCAGACCUUCGCAUCCAUAUCUCCCUGUAUCAUCUCGAUGGACGGCGCUUCCAGGCGGAGCAGCAGCCAUUUGAGGCCGUCGUGGACGCCAGUCAUUGACGUCAGCGCGGGAAGCCUGAUUGGGACAUUCCCCAUGGGGACGGCAGGAGGCUGUUCGUGGAAGCCGUCAUGGGGUGCUGGUCCGCACUCGAAUGCGAUGCUGGUGAGUGAGCCCUCCUCCAGCUCCGCUGCCGCUUCCCGCUCCCUCCGCCUGGCCGACGAAUGGCCGUCCAGGAUGGAUAUCAGCGCGCCAAUGCCCCAACUCCUUCGCUCGAGAGGCUGCCGCAGCGUGACUGACGUCAGGUGCAUCAGCCGACAGCCCCAGAGCCGAGCGACAUGCGAGGGCAUUCGUCCCCAGAACCGCUCGUCGUCUCGGCCGUGGCCGUCGAUGAGCAGGUGGGUGUACUGCGGGGCGAUGUGCUGCCAAAUGCGCCGGGGCAAGCGUAUCAGCAGCCGCAGAGGGACGAAGGCCAGCACAAGGGCGAGGAUCACAGGCUGCAAAAGGCAAUGCGUUCAUUUGUCACAGGCCAGCAUGAGAUGAGUGUUGAGGAGGUUGCGUACGGUGGCGAAUCUGAAGAAGGCCUCGAGGUCAACCUCGCCCUUGGCAGCCACCCGAUGGCUCUUGGCCUGCACCGACACACAGAUGGCCAGCCACAGAAUGGCUUGAAGGCGGCGGUUGUGCAUCCAUCUGCCGUGCUGCUGUGAUCCAUGCAGACCUGCGGCUCAUCCUCCGACAUCUCUGACAUGUCUGGGUCGUCGGACUCGCUCUCCAUGGCUGCUGCAGCUGCCUCCAUCUGCUCAGCGCCCGCCAUCGCGCUUCGUGCAGCCCGUGACCGCAGCUGUAGCCUAAGGCGAAUCCAUGUGACGAAACAGAUGAGAUGAAUGCACCCUGCUGGCCAUGCCAUGCAUCAUCGGAACGUCGCUUACUUAAAGGACAAGAUCUUGCCCUGACUGGGCAGAUGAGUCCUGAUCCAAGCUCGCGGUGAGGAAAUGGAGAAGAGCCUGACCCUGAGCCUGACGAGGAGGAAGCACGCUGAAUGCCGUGUGGCGAGUGGUGCGGGUCUAACGACUGACUCCUGAGGAGAUCUGAUCUGUGUUGGCCAACCGGAGUGAUGGAGCGGGAGGCAAAGGCGCACUCAGGCUGGGCACCCUCAU
Molecule: messenger RNA, 1493 nt
Organism: Vitrella brassicaformis
Lineage: Eukaryota; Vitrellaceae
Source: the annotation of a GenBank genome assembly